AUGAAUAUCUCCAACACCCCCAACACCUCCAGCACCAUCACUGGCUUCAUCCUCCUGGGCUUCCCUUGCUCCAGGGAGGGGCAGAUCCUCUUCUUUGUGCUCUUCUCUGUUGUCUACCUCCUGACCCUCAUGGGCAAUGGGUCUAUCAUCUGUGCUGUGCGCUGGGAUCAGAGCCUCCACACCCCCAUGUACAUCUUGCUCGCCAACUUCUCCUUCCUAGAGAUCUGGUAUGUCACCUCCACUGUCCCCAACAUGUUGGCCAACUUCCUCUCUGAUACCAAAGCCAUCUGUGAUCCAGGUCCCCUCUUGGCCCUUACCUGUACUAGGACCCCUGUAAUAGAAUUAACUAGCUCCACCUUAAGUUCUCUGCUCUUAUUUAUUCCCUUUUUCUUUAUUGUGGUGUCCUAUGCUCUUGUUCUGAGAGCUGUGUUGAGGGUUCCUUCAGCAGCUGGACAAAGAAAAGCUUUCUCCACCUGUGGGUCUCAUCUGGCUGUGGUUUCAUUGUUCUAUGGCUCAGUGAUGGUCAUGUACGUGAGCCCAACAUCUGAGCAUGAAGCUGGGAUACAGAAGGUGGUGACUUUGUUUUAUUCCGUAGUUACUCCACUCAUCAACCCUAUAAUAUAUAGUCUGAGAAACAAAGAAAUGAAACAUGCUAUGAAGAAAUUGUUGAGAACACAAAAAAAGAAGAGAGUACUCCUGCCAUCACAACAGGAACCGGACGCCCUCACCCAACGCAGGAGCACUGAGCUAACAUUUGCAGCUGGCACCAAUGAGUAUGCACGUGAUCGAGAAAAGCUGCAGGCCAUUACACUCCUUUUGCUGAUCAACUAUAUUUAA
Suricata suricatta (meerkat) is the source of this 837-nucleotide messenger RNA. RefSeq names its product olfactory receptor 11G2-like. Gene Ontology annotation, molecular function: olfactory receptor activity; G protein-coupled receptor activity. Gene Ontology annotation, biological process: G protein-coupled receptor signaling pathway. Gene Ontology annotation, cellular component: membrane. NCBI's taxonomy places the organism in Eukaryota, Metazoa, Chordata, Mammalia, Carnivora, Herpestidae. The transcript has 3 exons. The coding region runs from base 1 to 837 and encodes 278 amino acids. The record is from RefSeq and is a predicted model, not a curated record.